GGCUCGGACCUGUUGCUCGGCCGCUGGCAACUCGCGGCGCCGCGCGUGGGCAGAGGGUCGGGCCGCGCGCCCCCCCCCGUGGUGCAGCGGGCGCCAUGUUCAUGCACAGCGAGGCCGACAUCAAGAAGGUGAAGCGCGUGCAGUUUGGCAUCCUCGGCCCAGACGAAAUCAAGGCGAUGUCUGUGAUGCAGCCUGACGGAGUGACCUCGGACCGCACGUUCGACAACGGCAAGCCGGUGCAGGGCGGGCUGAUGGACCCGCGCCUCGGCUCCAUCGACCGCUACAUCAACUGCGCCACCUGCGGCAUGGACCACAACGAGUGCCCCGGCCACUUUGGCCACAUCGAGCUCGCAAAGCCGAUGUACCAUGUCUCCUUCCUCGAAAACACGAUGAAGACGCUCCGCUGCGUCUGCUUCUCCUGCUCUGUGAUCCUCGGCGACGAGCCGCCCGACCCCGCGACGGGCCAGCUCUCGGGUGACGCGCUCCGCAUCUCGCGCGCCACGCGCGUCAAGAAGCCCGAGCGGCGGCUCCGCGCCGUGAUGGACAUUGCAAAGUCCAAGUCUGUCUGCUGGUCCUGCUCUACGCCCCAGCCGACCUUCAAGAAGGACGGGCUGAUGAUCCGCGCAGAGUUCAAGGAGGCGACGGAUGACCACGAGAAGAAGCUGGAGCUGACGGCGGAGCGGGCGCACAAGAUCCUCAAGGGCAUCUCUGACGUCGACGCGCGCCGCCUCGGCUUCGACCCCGAGAACGCGCGCCCCGACUGGAUGGUGAUCACGGUGCUGCCCGUCCCUCCGCCGCAAGUGCGCCCCUCCAUCCAGAUGGAGGGGGCGGGCGGGCGGGGCGAGGACGACCUGACCGUCAAGCUGAUGGACAUCGUGCGGACGAACCGGUCGCUAAAGGAGCAGGAGCGGAACGGCGCGCCGAACCACAUCGUGCUGCAGCACGUCUCCCUCCUGCAGUACCACCUCGCCACCCUGGUCACAAACACGCUCCCCGGCGUGCAGCCCGCAACCACCCGCUCGGGCCGCCCGCUCAAGUCCAUCUCGCAGCGGCUCAAGGGCAAGGAGGGGCGCGUGCGCGGCAACCUGAUGGGGAAGCGCGUCGACUUCUCCGCGCGCACGGUCAUCACCGGCGACCCGAACCUCGCCAUCGACGAGGUUGGCGUCCCGCGCACCAUUGCCCGCAACCUGACGUACCCCGAGGUCGUCACGCCCUUCAACAUCGACCGGCUGCAAGAGCUGAGGGGGGCGGAGGGGAGACGGGGAGAGAGCGCUCCUUUGCUCGCUCUUGCCACGAGGGCUCGGUACAUCAUCCGCUCCGACGGGAUGCGGCUCGACCUGCGCAUGCCGAGCGUGCAGAAGCACCUCCAGUACGGCUACAAGGCGCGCACGGACGGGAGCGCUGCCGCCGCCCCAUCGCGCCGCCUCACGCCGCAGCGGGCGGGUGUGCAACUGCAGGUGGAGCGGAUGGUCGAGGACGGGGACAUCGUCAUGUUCAACCGGCAGCCGUCGCUGCACAAGAUGUCCAUCAUGUCGCACCGGGUCAAGAUCAUGCCCUACUCCACCUUCCGCCUCAACCUCUCCGUGACGACGCCGUACAACGCCGACUUCGACGGCGACGAGAUGAACCUGCACGUGAUGCAGUCCAUGGAGACGCGCGCGGAGGCGUCCGAGAUCAUGUCGGUCGCGCGCUGCGUCGUCUCGCCCCAGUCCAACAAGCCCGUGAUGGGCAUCGUGCAGGACACCCUGCUCGGCUCGCGCGGCUUCACCAAGCGCGACACCUUCCUCCGCAAGGACAUGAUGAUGAACCUGGUGAUGCACCUCGACACCUUCACCGGCAAGCUUCCCGUGCCCGCCAUCCUCAAGCCCGAGCCGCUCUGGACGGGCAAGCAGGCGCAGUCCCUCAUCCUGCCCGACUUCUCGAUGGCGCGCUUCGCCAACGGCCGCCCCGACGCUGAAGAGAGGACCGACGAGCUCUCGCCGGGCGACACGCGCGUCGUCAUCGACCGCGGGGAGCUGCUCUGCGGCAUGCUCGACAAAAAGUCGCUCGGCACCGGCGCGGGCGGCGUGAUCCACACCAUCGCGAACGAGUUUGGGCCGCAGGGCGUGCGCGCCUUCAUCGGCGCGCACCAGCGGCUCGUCAACUACUGGAUCCUGCACCGCUCCUACUCGAUCGGCAUCGGCGACACGAUCGCCGACGCAAAGACGAUGGACGACAUCGUCGCCACCAUCGACGACUCCAAGCGGGAGGUGAAGAAGCUCGUCGAGAAGGCGCAGAACAACAAGCUCGAGUGCCAGCCCGGCCGCACCAUCCUCGAGUCGUUUGAGAACAACGUCAACCAGGUGCUCAACAAGGCGCGCGACAAGGCGGGCACCUCGGCGCAAAAGUCGCUCAAGGAGACCAACAACGUCAAGAACAUGGUCACCACCGGCUCGAAGGGGUCCUUCAUCAACAUCUCGCAGAUGAUCGCCUGCGUCGGCCAGCAGAACGUCGAGGGCAAGCGCAUCCCGUACGGCUUCCUCAACCGGACGCUGCCGCACUUCACCAAGGACGACUAUGGGCCCGAGUCUCGCGGCUUCGUCGAGAACUCGUACCUGCGCGGCCUCACCCCGCAGGAGUUCUUCUUCCACGCGAUGGGCGGCCGCGAGGGCCUGAUUGACACCGCCGUCAAGACCGCCGAGACGGGCUACAUCCAGCGGCGGCUCGUCAAGGCGAUGGAGGGCGUGACGGUCAAGUACGACGGCACGGUGCGCAACUCGCAGGGCGAGGUGCUCCAGUUCCUGUACGGCGAGGACGGGAUGGACGCGGUGCGGCUGGAGAACCAGAAGAUCGCGCACGUCGGCAUGCACAUCGACAAGCUGCGCAAGAUGUUCGAGCACAAGUUUGACGACCCAAACUACGGCCGCGUCCACGAGUCGCCCGUCGGCCAGCCGUGGAUGCGGCCCGGCCUCGCCGAGGAGCUCAAGCGCGACCCGCUGGCCAAGGAGGAGCUGCGGCAGGAGUUCGAGCAGCUGCUCGAGGACCGCCGCCUCCUCACCGACCCGCGGCUCGGCCCCUUCGCCAAGGGCAAGGCGGACCCGCCCUCGCCCGUCAACAUGAACCGGCUGCUGCGCAAGGCGCAGGGGCUCUACCCGGUGGACGCGUCCAAGCCGUCCGACCUCAAGCCGAUCGACAUCGUCAAGAAGGUGCGCUCGCUCCUCGACAAGCUCGUCGUCGUCAAGGGCACCGACGCCCUCUCCGUCGAGGCGCAGUACAACGCGACGUACAACUUCUUCUCGCUGCUGCGCUCGCAGCUCGCCUCCAAGCGCGCCUUCGACUGGCUGCUCGGCGAGGUGGAGUCGCGCUUCCUGCAGCACCGAUGCCAGCCGGGCGAGAUGGUGGGCGCUCUGGCCGCGCAGUCGAUCGGCGAGCCCGCCACGCAGAUGACGCUCAACACCUUCCACUACGCCGGCGUGUCGGCCAAGAACGUCACGCUCGGCGUGCCGCGCCUCAAGGAGAUCAUCAACGUCUCCAAGCGGCCAAAGACGCCGUCGCUCACCGUGUUUCUGCGCGAGGAGUUUGCGCGCGACUCGGAGGCGGCCAAGGAGGUGCAGUCGAUCCUCGAGCACACGACGCUCGGCUCGGUGACGAGGCAGACCGAGAUCUGGUACGACCCGCUGCGGCCGCUCGAGGCGGAGCGCGCGACGGUGGUGGAGGAGGACGAGGACUUCGUGCGUCUGUACUACGACACCUCGUUCGAGGAGAUCGACUUUUCAAAGAUCUCGCCGUGGGUGCUGCGCAUCGAGCUCGACAUGGAGGCGAUGGCGGACAAGAACCUGCUGAUGGAGGACAUCGUGAAGUGCAUCUCCGCCGAGUACGGCAGCGACGAGCUGCACGUCAUCCACUCGGAGGACAACGACGACCGGCUGGUGCUGCGCGUGCGGCUCGUCAACAGCGAGGCGGACAAGGAGGCGGAGGCGGAGGGGGACGAGGACGUCGAGCACACCUUCCUGCAGCGCAUCGAGCAGAACAUGCUCUCCGAGAUGACGCUGCGCGGCAUCGAGAAGAUCAAGCGCGUCUUCAUGCGCGAGCCGAAGCGCGAGCACGUCGACCCUUGGGUGCUCGACACGGAGGGGAUCAACUUCUCGGCGGUCGCGUCGGCCGACCGGCGGAUCGACCACACGCGGCUCAUGUCGAACGACAUUUGCGAGAUCAUCCGCAACCUCGGGGUCGAGGCGGUGCGGCAGGCGCUGCUCGGCGAGCUGCGCUCGGUGAUCGAGUUUGACGGCUCGUACGUCAACUACCGCCACCUGGCCAUCCUGUGCGACGUGAUGACGUACCGCGGCCACCUGCUCUCGGUCACGCGCCACGGAAUCAACCGCGUCGACAACGGCGCCCUCGCGCGCUGCUCUUUCGAGGAGACGGUCGACGUGCUGAUGGAGGCGGCCUGCUUCUCCGAGGCGGACCUGAUGCAGGGCGUCUCGGAGAACAUCAUGCUCGGCCAGCUCGCGCCGAUCGGCACCGGCGAGUUUGAGCUCUUCCUCAACACCGACAUGCUCGAGCUGGCGCAGCCCACCGACUUUGACCCUCUCUUCGACGGCGACGGCCUCGCCGGCAUGUCUCCCGGCGCGCUACUCGCCGACAAGCCCGGCGUACUCCCCGACGAGCCCCGCCUACGCGGCCACCUCGCCGUCCUACUCGCCCACCUCGCCGGGCUACUCGCCGACGAGCCCGGCCUACUCCCCGACGUCUCCGGCGUACUCGCCGACCUCGCCCGCGUACAGCCCGACCUCGCCGAGCUACUCGCCGACCAGUCCGAGCUACUCGCCGACCAGUCCGAGCUACAGCCCGACGUCGCCGAGCUACAGCCCGACUUCGCCGAGCUACUCGCCGACCUCGCCUGCCUACAGCCCGACCUCUCCGGCGUACUCGCCGACGUCACCCGCGUACAGCCCGACGUCGCCGGCGUACUCGCCGACCUCGCCCGCGUACAGCCCGACCUCGCCGGCCUACAGCCCGACGUCACCGGCGUACAGCCCGACGUCGCCGGCGUACAGCCCGACCUCGCCGGCGUACAGCCCGACGUCGCCGGCGUACUCGCCGACGUCGCCGGCGUACUCGCCGACGUCGCCGGCCUACAGCCCGACGUCGCCGGCGUACAGUCCUGGCGACUGACCUGAGCGGUCGGUGUACUCCACUUGCAUGCAGCAUGGAGAUCUUAAGCGAGUUGCCUUUGUGCCCGCACAGCAGACUUUGAGCGCGUCGCCCGCGCCCGUUUCCCACUCUCUCUCUUUGCCCACUUGUACGCAGCCGAGGCAGCGCGACUGCCAUGUCUUACAGUUUGCUCUUUCAGGGGUUGUGUGUUUACGUCGUGUUUCUUACAGAAGUCAGAACUCAGAA
Emiliania huxleyi CCMP1516 is the source of this 5379-nucleotide messenger RNA. RefSeq lists its product as hypothetical. Gene Ontology annotation, cellular component: RNA polymerase II, core complex. Gene Ontology annotation, biological process: DNA-templated transcription. Bases 96 to 5159 code for a protein of 1687 amino acids. Lineage: Eukaryota; Haptophyta; Isochrysidales; Noelaerhabdaceae. The record is from RefSeq and is a predicted model, not a curated record. Gene Ontology annotation, molecular function: DNA binding. The transcript is spliced from 16 exons.